AUGUUUUCAAGGCUCCACGUCGAAAAGCACGGUUCGAAAAGUAAUUCCUUCGACACGCUCAAGGUGGAAACGCUGGCCAAACUGGACGAAGGCCUCGAGUCGCUCAAGUUCCUCCAGCGGCUGGGCGAAGUGCAGAUGAGCGAGCCGCAGUUCAGCGCCCUCCUCCAUGUCUGCAACGACUUCUUGUGGACUAAGACCACCAUCGAGCGGGCCUUCCGGAAGUACCCGCGCAGCAGCGCGUCCAACGCGGACAAGAGGAUGUUCCGCGAACUGCUCAUCCUGCUCUACAAGUACGUCACCAAGAGCAUCAUCAUGCUGCUCACGCAGGUCGCCAUCCGAUGUCCGCAGAACGCCACCGCCGAGCUGGGUCACGUGCUCGAACUGUUGCUCAAGAGCGUCCAGAACGCGGCCCACCACGAGUGCCUGCACCCGACGCAAAGCAAGUUUGCGGUCAUGAGCGUUCGCCUGCUGUCCAAGGCGCCGCGGCCCAAGGACGCCGAUGUAGAGUUCGCUACGGUCAUGAAGGCAAUGAGGAAGGAACUGGCCCAGCGCAAGAACACUAUCAAGGCCAGCUCGUGGCUGUCGCUUAGUAUGAAGCGGUGA
Molecule: messenger RNA, 603 nt
Organism: Rhipicephalus sanguineus (brown dog tick)
Lineage: Eukaryota; Metazoa; Arthropoda; Arachnida; Ixodida; Ixodidae
Exons: 2
Coding region: 1-603 (200 amino acids)
Source: RefSeq, a predicted model, not a curated record